Messenger RNA from Schistocerca cancellata (South American locust), 1125 nucleotides. Its product is annotated as protein FRA10AC1. Gene Ontology annotation, molecular function: phosphatase activity. The record is from RefSeq and is a predicted model, not a curated record. NCBI's taxonomy places the organism in Eukaryota, Metazoa, Arthropoda, Insecta, Orthoptera, Acrididae. The coding region runs from base 270 to 1016 and encodes 248 amino acids. Gene Ontology annotation, biological process: dephosphorylation. The transcript has 6 exons.
UGGUGGGGUAUUCAGCUGAAGUCUAAUACAAUAGUGAUGGGAUGAGGUUAUAUUCAUUACAGAAGUGAAAUCGAUUACAUAAAAGUGUAAAGAUUGUCGUCAUUUUCAGGCAAUCUGUGGACACAAUUAAUUGUUCAUCAGGUGGAUGAGAGAAUGGGCACAAAUAGUUCAGAAGAGAAAUCGAAACAAUAUACCAAAGGAAACAUUCACAUCCCACUGAGUAAAAUAAAAGUUAAUCUCACAUCCCCAUCUGAAAUUAAGAAGCCGUGAUGGAUUGCAUGCCCCAACGUAAGAGAUCACUGAUGUAUAUUAAAUCAUCACUGGCAUCAUUAAAUCCAUAUGAUCUCCACAAGAAGCUCAUCAAUGAAUAUUUGUUAAGCUGUAAGGGCAGCACAUCACUGUUAAGAAGAGACAGGUCUCGAGAUAAAUGUGACAGUGAUGUUAUCCGGGAGAAUCAUCGGUUUCUGUGGGAUGAUGAUGAUAUUCCGGAUUCCUGGGAAGCCCAAUUAGCUAAGAAAUAUUAUGACAAAUUAUUCAAAGAAUAUUGUAUUUGUGACCUUAGCAGAUACAAGGAAAACAAGGUGGCUAUGCGAUGGCGUACAGAACAAGAAGUUGUUGUAGGGAAAGGCCAGUUUAGCUGUGGAGAAAAACACUGCUCAUCUAAGGAGGACUUACAUACAUGGGAAGUGAACUUUGGUUACGUUGAAAAUGGUGAAAAGAAGAAUGCACUAGUUAAAGCAAGACUUUGUACCAUGUGUUCAGAAAAAUUGAAUUACAAACAUAAAAGGCGUGAAAUUACACGUAAGAAAAAAAGAAGACUAAAAGGUCUUCCUGAAAUCGAACCUCAUAAAAAAUUGCGAAAGGAUGAGGAGGAUGAUACGGACUUGAACCAGGAAUUAAAUCCAGAAAUAAAAGAAGAGGAUGAAAGUGCAUUGUGGAGAGAGGCUCAUCAGGGAACAGAAGAGAAAACUAGAGAUCAAGAGUUUGAAGAAUAUUUAGAGGAUUUAUUCAUGUAAUAUAAGCAUGUGAGUGGCACAGCCCUCACAGUGUUUUGUAUGUGAUAUAUCAUGUACGAAUGUUGCAAUGUUUUCUUGUUAUGUGAAUAAAAUAUGCUAAAUAUGUCAA